This is a messenger RNA of Talaromyces rugulosus, 2784 nucleotides long. RefSeq lists its product as uncharacterized. Lineage: Eukaryota; Fungi; Ascomycota; Eurotiomycetes; Eurotiales; Trichocomaceae. Gene Ontology annotation, molecular function: ATP binding; protein serine/threonine kinase activity. The coding region runs from base 1 to 2784 and encodes 927 amino acids. The transcript is spliced from 4 exons. The record is from RefSeq and is a predicted model, not a curated record. Gene Ontology annotation, biological process: peptidyl-serine phosphorylation; intracellular signal transduction.
AUGCCAACACGCAAGAUGAGAGCCUCUCGCUUCAGGCUUUUUACGUCAUCAAAGACCGUCGCCAAUGAUGACCCUGGGGAAGAAGCGAUGCCGACAUCUCACUCUGCUGCGGAAGACCAAGCCCACGAGAAGCGAAACCGUAGUCGACUUCGGCUGCAGUUGAGGCGAAGUAGUGCUAAAGUGUUGUCGAAGCUUGGAUUUUGGAGUUCUGGGACUACUGGCCUUGAAGAUGUCCGCGAAACUGAUAUCCUGUCCCCUCCCACUGCCUUCGACUGUGGGUCAACAGAACAGCCAAACCAUACCCCUACGACACAGUUAGAUGGAUCUUCUUCCAUUGACUACCCUCAAAAUUCGAACGUGCUACAAGCAUCGCCGUCGUCUUCUUGCGCUCGUUUCGAAAACUUACACGCUGAUGAGACUGCCGAAACGCUUUCCAAUGAUGGUGACAGUACGUGGUCAAAGGAUUCUGAAAUCUGCGUGCCACCAGCACUACCUCCGCGAUUCCCGCGAAAAUUUUCCAUCUUUGGACCAUGCACUGUGAUUCACCGUAGGAAGACUAGGCCUAGGGCAUGGAUUUCAAAUACUGAUGGACCUCAACCUUUGAUAUCUUUCAGUCGUUCGGACAACAUCACGCAAGGCAGCACCGACCAGUCAACGUGCAUAUCGACUGUUUUCAGCCAAGCUAGCCGUAGCAGCUCAUCAGAUGGUGUCUCGACUUCUCCCCUCCUGACGAUGUCAGAGGCUCCAAAUGGCGUUCAGGUUCCUCAAUUUUUAUCUGGCCAGUGUUGUUCGUCCGCUCAAUCAGUCCCUCAACUGAAACUGCAGCCAUCUAUCGUCACAGUCGAGGCAGCUGCGGCGGCAAAAGUAUUCCUAGAAACUCAUUUCAAUGCCAUUAUUUCGGGUCGAGAUGCACGUGGGCAGAGACACCGUGAGCUUCAAGAACAUCUGUGCACUCUUCCAUUUACCCACGAGGAACGAAAAGCGGCAAAGCAAGCAUGGGUCGCUCAGGAGACCGAGUAUUUAAGACAAACUCGAGUCAUGAAUAGUUACUCAAAUCGAUUCAAUCACAAGGAAACGAUAUCAGCUGCAGGCUAUGAAACAGUCAAACUUCUAGGUCAAGGCAGCUUUGGAGUUGUUCGCCUAGUCAAGGAGAAAGGUAGCGUGGACACGGCACCUGUCAGCAGAAAAGAAGCAAACACAGACGUCGACGGUAUUCGAGAUGGUCCAAGUUUGUGGCUUAUGCCAAAAUCAAAACGUCCUGCAAACAGUCUUGCCGUGAAAAAUGAGAGGAAGGACGUUUAUGCAAUGAAAAUAAUACGCAAGGCAGACAUGAUACAACUUUGCCAGGAGGGGCACAUACGAGCUGAAAGAGAGUUCUUGGCUUCUUCCGAACAAUCCAAAUGGAUAGUGCCUCUAAUUGCAAGCUUUCAAGAUACAAGUCAUCUUUAUCUCAUCAUGGAGUACGAAGUCGGGGGUGAUUUUUUCGGCCUGCUACUUCGACAAGGAGUUCUUUCUGAAAGGGACACGGUGUGGUAUGUAGCGGAAAUGGUUUUGUGCAUUGAAGAAGCUCAUAGACUUGGGUGGAUUCAUCGUGAUGUGAAACCGGAGAAUUUCUUGAUAUCUUCUUCUGGUCAUUUGAAAAUCGGUGAUUUUGGACUCGCUUUUGAUGGGCACUGGUCACACAACCAAGAGUAUUUCCAUAGCCAUCGCUAUUCACUCCUAGACAAGCUAGGUAUUGAAGUCGAAGGAGACGCCAAAGAUCAGUCAAACGAACGUGGAUCAGCGAAUUCCUCCAUGAAUUACGUUCAUCACUGUGGAAACCGCCCACCUGGACUCAAGCCAGGCGAACGCGUACUCGAUUGGCGUGAUCGCAAUGAACAGAGACGUCUUGCGCGCAGCAUUGUUGGCACCAGCCAAUACAUGGCACCUGAGAUCAUAGCUGGCGAAGCUUACGAUGGCAGGUGUGAUUACUGGAGCCUUGGAAUUAUAUUGUUUGAGUGUCUCUAUGGAAUGACCCCAUUCUACCGCGAUAAUCGUGACGAUACAAAGAGAUGUAUAUUGCACCAUCGGACAACACUGAGUUUCCCGCAAGAGCGAUUUAGCGACUUGGUGAUAUCGCUCCAUGCAAUCGACCUAAUUCAGCAACUUCUACAGAUCAAGGAAUUCCGAUUGUGCAGCAAGCAAUACAAGAUCAACGAUUGUUUCCUUUGGCCGUCUCUGCAUAGUACAAUAUAUACCAGCCCUGUCGGUACAUCGGGUGCAUACUACAAGGGACACCACGUCUAUCCCAAUGAUGCCAACGAUAUCAAAACACACCGAUUCUUUCGUGAUAUCCCCUGGAAUGAGAUGUUAAUUCGGCAACCACCUUACAUUCCCAAUGUCACAGGCUAUGAAGACACCAAAUACUUUGAAGACGAAUGUCUAAGCAGUACAAAUCAGGAAACCCAAGCAACAACAGGAAGUGAGUCUGAAUCGUCUAUCUCAUACAUGGAAUUCCCAACCGCAGAAGAUACGUCUAGUUCAAGCUCGCGCCCAGUUACUGUUGUCUGCCAGGGAACAACGAGAAAUGACAAUGUCAACGUCGAUGCCAAGGAAAAUUGUGCGAAGAAAAGGGGAAAGGACAAUAAAAGACCACGCGACAAGAUUCUUCGAGACAAAAACGUUGGCCCAACAGCCCUCGAUGUUCGUACGAAGAAAGCAUUUGUGGGUUAUACUUGGCGCCGACCAACACCUGUAAGAAAUGUCCUUGAAACGGCGAGAGGGAGAAGCUUGUUCCACGAUUAG